Messenger RNA from Rhinopithecus roxellana (golden snub-nosed monkey), 1988 nucleotides. RefSeq names its product glycogenin 1 (gene GYG1). NCBI's taxonomy places the organism in Eukaryota, Metazoa, Chordata, Mammalia, Primates, Cercopithecidae. The transcript has 7 exons. The record is from RefSeq and is a predicted model, not a curated record. The coding region runs from base 287 to 1288 and encodes 333 amino acids. Gene Ontology annotation, molecular function: glycosyltransferase activity. Gene Ontology annotation, cellular component: cytoplasm.
CGCCGGUGAGCCGCAGCCGCAGCCUAUCCCCGAGGGAGGGAGGAGGAGCUGCGGCGGACGCGGGCCCCGGAGCCCCGCGGGCCGCCGCCCCCGCCGGCCGCGCAGCUGGGAGGAUGCCGACGGCAGCGAGAGCGUGCGCGGCCACGUGACGGCCGCUAUAAGAGCGCAUGGGGCAGACGCUCCGCUCCCCGCCGUGCCUCCUCGCUGGCAGCGCUCUUUCCUGGUGCCGGCUACUCUGACCCACCAACCUGCGGCUGCCCCGGCCGCCUGCGCCCCCGGCAGCACCAUGACAGAUCAGGCCUUUGUGACACUGACCACAAACGAUGCCUAUGCCAAAGGUGCCCUGGUCCUGGGCUCAUCUCUGAAACAGCACAGGACCACCAGGAGGCUGGUCGUGCUCGCCACUCCUCAGGUCUCAGACUCCAUGAGAAAAGUUUUAGAGACAGUCUUCGAUGAAGUCAUCAUGGUAGAUGUCUUGGACAGUGGCGAUUCUGCUCAUCUAACCUUAAUGAAGAGGCCAGAGUUGGGUGUCACACUGACAAAGCUCCACUGCUGGUCGCUUACACAGUAUUCAAAAUGUGUAUUCAUGGAUGCAGAUACUCUGGUCCUAGCAAAUAUUGAUGAUCUUUUUGAGAGAGAAGAAUUGUCAGCAGCACCAGACCCAGGGUGGCCUGACUGCUUCAAUUCCGGAGUCUUCGUUUAUCAGCCUUCAGUUGAAACAUAUAAUCAGCUGUUGCGUCUUGCUUCUGAGCAAGGUAGUUUCGAUGGUGGGGACCAAGGCAUACUGAACACAUUUUUUAGCAGCUGGGCAACAAGAGAUAUCAGAAAACACCUGCCCUUUAUUUAUAACCUCAGCAGCAUCUCUAUAUACUCCUACCUCCCAGCAUUUAAAGUGUUUGGUGCAAGUGCCAAAGUUGUGCAUUUCCUGGGACGAGUCAAACCAUGGAAUUAUACUUAUGAUCCCAAAACAAAAAGUGUCAAAAGUGAGGCCCAUGAUCCGAACAUGACUCAUCCAGAGUUUCUCAUCCUGUGGUGGAACAUCUUUACCACCAACGUUUUACCUCUGCUUCAACAAUUUGGCCUUGUCAAAGACACCUGCUCAUAUGUAAAUGUGGAAGAUGUCUCAGGAGCCAUAUCACAUCUGUCCCUUGGGGAGAUCCCAGCUAUGGCACAGCCAUUUGUAUCCUCGGAAGAACGGAAGGAGCGAUGGGAACAGGGCCAGGCUGAUUAUAUGGGAGCAGAUUCCUUUGACAACAUCAAGAGGAAACUUGACACUUACCUCCAGUAGAAACACUGCAUUUUUCUGUGAACACAAUCACUUCACAAGCCUUGUUUCUGAUACUUAGUAUCUAGAGCUGGGUUGAAAAAAGUCUGUUACAGUUGCUAGAGGUUUUCAUUAAAACUUACCAGAUGAGAGGUAUUUUUAGGAUAAGAGGUGAGAACUGGGCAAAAGUUGUGAAGCAGCAAUUCUGUUAUAUGGACAGUGUUCUGCUUUGUAAUCCUAUUUAGCUUGUUUCAGAAAUUCUUUUGUUGACUGCCAACAUACAAAUUAAGGAAAACUCAAUAUUAAGCUAUUAAGACAGCUGUAUCAAUUCUUAAAAUCUGCAGAGCCUGGUUCAAAGUCAGUCACUCCCUUCAGAAGCAGACAUGGCAUCUGUUCCUUGCUUGCUUGUUGGUUGUGCCUACCUUUCACGAGACCUGAAUCUUAGAAUUGCCCAGUGCUGCCAGUGAGUGAUUGUAAUUCUGCUUUCAGGUAAAGAUAAGCUAUAUUAACACUGCUGAGUGAUUCAUAAACGUAUCAGCAAAUACCUUUAACCCAUUUUAUUUCCUGGUCUUAGUGUCUGAAGAUUCUCACCAGUUUUCUAUGUACAGUAAGGCAGCAUGCUAAAAUGCUUUUGUUCAGUUCUGUAUAUUUGAAAAUAGCAGCGUGUUCUCUGAUGGUUACCUGCAGUGGCACCCUGUACAAAAAAUAAAGACUUAUUGCUGUA